Molecule: messenger RNA, 4713 nt
Organism: Ectocarpus sp. CCAP 1310/34
Lineage: Eukaryota; Phaeophyceae; Ectocarpales; Ectocarpaceae
Source: the annotation of a GenBank genome assembly
AUGGUGGAUUGGCCGAGGUCUAAGAUGGACCAGCUCAGCAAGGAGUUUCAAGCUUUUGCGGGGAGAUUCUCCGCCGUCGCAACAGACAGACUCGAUCGGGUCGACGGGGGCACCUACUUCUCUCGGCUGUACCAGACGAGCAAUACUACCGAUGAGGAGCAGCGUCAGAUCGUCACUCUCCUGGAGGAGCUACAGCUGGCGAUGGAAUCGCCGUUGUUGUUGGCGCCGCCCCAGGGAACAGUCCUCCACACAGGCAUGGCCGAGGGAGAAACCGGUCUGGCCCUGGCCCGUCUCUGCGUCGCGCUCGAAAAGUGCCUCUUUUUCGGCGCGGAAGGGCCGAUGCCUGAUUUCUGGCGGGUUCUUGGCGGCGGGGCAAGUGAAGGUGCUGAUGCUCGUUCUCCGGCCGCCGUUUCUUCUGGCGGUGACCUUGACGGAUUCAACGGCCAAGGAAACAGUGCUGACGUCGGCUCUGACUCCGAGGAGGGCGGAGACACCGGGACUCGGGGUGAAAGAGCGCCUGACCCACUUGCUGCGGUCGUUGGUAGGCUAACGCGCGUUCACACGGGACACGGUCGGUGCCGGGCUUGGGCGCGAGGACUCCUCGGCGUGGACGGGGCGUCCGCGGAGAGCGAGCUUCGGAGAGCGGUGGCAGCAGCUGUACAGCUAACAAGAAUUGCGGCGGACGGCGCUGCGGUUGGCACCGGCAACGAGGGCCAGGGGGACCAAGCAUUGAACGAUGCAAUAGCAUGUUCAACCCCUUCUGAGGAACAGCCGGUCGACCUCAGCAACGCCAGCCAUAAUGCGAACCCCGACAAACGUGGAGGAGGCGGAGGCGACAGCCCGAGAAGUGGCAACACCGAAAGCGCAACAACUGUGCCCUUGGUAGCAGCAGAACGAAUCGCCGUGUCCACUUUCAAGCAUGUUCACGACGCGCCGUCUUUUGCGGGUCCAGGGUCGGCGUCGACCUCGCCGUCUCAGUUACCGCUGUGGCUACGUCCCAGUCGACAGGGCGUGUCGGUCGUUGACGAAUUGUGUAGGAUCGUGGUGGAGCUGAGCGGGCGGCUGAAGGAGAGAGAGCUGACUGUCCGGCCGUCUCUCGACCACGCCUGGCUCGACCAGGAGAACGUCGCCGCGGUGACCACGUACACGUGGCCGCAGUUUCGUAGGACGAAGCUGCGUUGCUACGUGCGGGGAGCGGGACUCUCGGCGGCCAACGGCGAGUAUUUGCCGACCGAACGGCCGGACGACGGUGAGGGCGCAAGCGUGUAUGGCGGCGACAGCAGUGGCGGUAAUUGUCCGGGGCUGUCGCUGAUCGGGCCCAACGGGUGCAACAUCUGCUGUCUACCCCGCCCUGCUGCUGCCGCUGCUGCGGAGGAGAAGACGGUGAUCCUCGGCGGCGAUAGUGCUGCAGUUAGAGCGGGGGAGCCUAGUCCUACGCGUCGCGAUCGCGGGGCCGCCAACGAGGAGGACGUACGUGCGACGCAGCAGGCGGGGCCCCCGACUUUUUCUGCAGAGUCCCCGACCACCAUAACACCGGCGCCGGUCACCCAAGUCUGGCACCUUCUAGUACCCGCCGCCUCUUCGUCCGAACUCGUAUCAAAGAGAAGCGCGUACUACUGUCUGGGCGACGGACCGUUGCCCCCUUCCCGCGGGUGGAGGUCCGCGGAGGCCACCGAAGCGCCCGCUCCCGUCUUGGGGUUUGCGACGCAGGAAGAAGACGACGGAGACGUAGCCGGGGCCGGGAGCAUUCGUAUCGGAAGGGAAGGCCCGAAUCGGGUCAAGGGGGAAGAGGAGGAAGCAGACGACACCGCCGCGUUGUUCCGUGCGGCUGUGCUACCGCCCAUCAAUGAUGAGCGUCGCGUUGGGGUCGGCGAGUUGGCGGCUGGUGGUGGUUCGACAUCGAGAGGGGUGGGGUUGAGCACGGUAGCGGCCGGGGCAUCCGUCCAAGCUGAAGGCUUGCUUGGCGGCGAGUCAUCAGCCGACACUGCAGCUGUAGGGAGCAGUAGGUUGAGGCGGCGUCGGAAGCGACAGAGGCCCCCGGAGCUCGUGGGAAACGCAGUACUGCGCACCGCUGAACAGGAUUUCAGUGUCUUGGGGGAAGUUACCGGCUGGGAUCGUGGGGGUGAUCGUGAUGAUGCAGCUGUCAGUCGUGAUGGUCGUGGUGAUGGUGAUGCUAGCGGCGGGCAGGCGCCUGGUGAUGGUGUUGCCGGUGCACCGGCUGACUGCGGCGGGGACGACGAGGCGGUAGCCGCCUUCAAGGCGGAGAGGUGGAGACUGCCGUCGCCAAGUGGGGAACUACGUUCACGAGUGGAGAAAGCGAGAGAGCUCUUGCUGCGGACGAUGGAGGUGAUGCAGGAGUCGACGGAGAUCACGGCGGAACGGUUGCUCUCGGCGAGACCGGGCCUCCGGGAACAAGCGGAGGCAGAAGUCGCCGUGGCGAGGGCGUCAGCCGCCGGCGCCGGCGCCGGCGCCGGCGCUGCUGCUGACGGGGGCGGCGGCAGCAGCAAGCCGAUGGUCCCCUCGCUCGAGGAGCUGGUCGCCGAAAAGGCGGAGGAACUGCGGAUCAGGGCGCAAAACCGAGGUCACGUGGAUGCGGCAGAACGCCCUUCGUUCUCCUCCUCUUCCUCCUCCUCCUCUUCCUCCUCCUCCUCCUCCUCUUCCUCCGGCCACUGGCUGGAAAACGACGACCAAGACCAACAGCCUACCGCACGAGAUCUAGGCGCGGUUUUACCGGCGGCGGUGACGGCGGACGCGGGGUGGCCGUGGCCGGUGGCGUGGCUGGCGGCUCCGCCCGCACCGCCGCCGCCACCUAGAGACCCCGAGGACUGGGAGCUGGGUUUGGAAGAGGGCGCGUUCGGCUUUGGUGUUGGCGUCGGCGCCGGGUUUGCCGGCAGCAGCAGCCACGGCGACGACUUUGCUGAGGGGGCGGAGGAUGGAGCCGACCCUCCCGUUCCUUACUCGAUCGAGGUGGCUGCGGUGGAAGUGGUCGACGCGGAGCACUUGGACGAGGCGCAUGUUGAGUACGUGCUGCGACUCGUGUUCCACGAGGUGCACGAGCAGCAGGGCAAGGAUGCCGUGUCCGAGACACCGGGGGUGCUGGACCGAGGCAACGACAGCAGGCGCGGUCGCCGCACGAAGACCACCGCAGUCCAUUCGGACGAUGACCGAGGGGCCGCUGAGCUGGUGGCGCUAGCCACCGCGGCGAAGGGCUUACUCCAGCGCACCCGGGUGCUGAGCAAGAGGCUGAACAGCCUCUGCGCCCUCCACCCCCAGCUGAUGUGGGAGCUGGAGGAAGCCCGGCGGCUGAGGUCCAAGGGGGAGGCGGAGGUCGAGAUCGCGGCGGAAUCCCUCGACUUUCCCGACCCGUUCGAGCUGGGGACGCUCGAGGCGCCCGGUGCGAGACGAGAGGGGACACAGAUCAAGGGCCUGCGAGGGUCCCUGGCCAAGGAAAAAAUCUUGCGAGUGCAUUGCGACAAGCUCACUCCCAAUUUCAAGGCCAACUCCCCCACGCGAAAGCUUGCGGCGCGGGUAGGGUCUUACCUGUCAGGCCUGCUUCGCUUCUUGGGCGUGCUCGAGGUACACAUUCUUUCGGAUUCCCCCGUAAACACACUCUUUGAUGGGCUCGGGUCGCUGGCUUCGUGCCAAACGGCGUCACCACCCAAGAUCGCAUCCAUCCGUAGCACGCCUCCCCCUGGAGGAAUUCUACUACCGUUGUUCGUUACUCCCGCAUGUCGCCCGAUGCCACUGCAGGCGGUAGGGGAGGUUGACGUCCGGUCGCGCAUGUCGCGGGUGCUCAACGACGCGCUCUCCACCUGCGAUCGGGUCGGCCGGAAGAGGCGGCGAGGCGACUUCGCCCUUGGCGUGAGGAUCCGAGACAUUGCCGGAGGCAAGCUGGGGUCCGGGGUUGGCGACGAGGAACGGCUCAGGAUUCAGAAGAGAAGGUGCAUGAGCUGCGGGCGCACGAUCGCGGCGGAGUUCCUGGGGAUCAAGAAGGAUUACUUCCCUUGUCGGUACGCAGAUGGCCUCUUCUGCCGCAGCUACUGCCACGCCGAAGAUCGUCGGGUUAUCCCCCACCGGGUGGUUCACCACUGGGAUUUCGUGAGGCACCGCGUCUGCAAGGACGCCCGGGCGUUCCUGGACUCUACGCGGUUCCAUCCCGUCUUCGACUUGCCGGCCUUGUCCCCCACGUUGUUCACGGAACAGCAGUCCUUGCGAAUGGUGCGAUCGCGCCGGAAGCAGCUUUAUUUCCUGCGCCGUACAAUAUUCUUUCCGGUGGAGUGCAAGUGCGUUCUCGGUGCUCGAUUGUUUGACAAGCUUCUUGAGGGCAGGAUACACCUGGCCGUGAACCCUGGCCUGUAUUCCUUAGAGGAUCUCAUGAGCGUCAAAAACGGCGAGCUCCUGCACUUCCUCGAAGAGAUCGGGACGGUGGCGCGCUGCCCCAGCUGCGAGACCCUGUUUCACGCCAGAUGCGUCGCGGGGAACCCAGCGCAGCGGCAGACACAGCAGCAGCAGCAGCAGAGCAAGUCUCCAUCAGCAGCAAGAGGAGCAAGCAGCUCGUCCAAGCGGUAUAACACCGCGAAGCCCGGCGGCGGCAGUCGGAAGUGGAGGUGGCCGGACCACCAAUCGCAGGCUGGCGGGAGCAACAAGAAGGAGCCCGUCGACCAGGACGCCGAGACCGACGACCACGAGUUCGUGUGUCCGAAGGUACGGUAA